Molecule: messenger RNA, 687 nt
Organism: Arachis duranensis
Lineage: Eukaryota; Viridiplantae; Streptophyta; Magnoliopsida; Fabales; Fabaceae
Product: protein CASPARIAN STRIP INTEGRITY FACTOR 1
Exons: 3
Coding region: 61-339 (92 amino acids)
Source: RefSeq, a predicted model, not a curated record
AUAUAUAGGAAUUAAGAAACAUGAGUUUUUCUCUCAACUCUCUCACAACUCAUCAUUAUCAUGGGUCUCAUGAAGAAGUUCAGCAUCCUCUUCUGCCUCUUCCUUCUCAUUUCUGUAUCACUUUUUUCAACUUCUUUUGCAGGAAGAAGAUCAGAGUUCAUGAGUAACGUGGCUGCAGAUGUUAGUGCAAUUCAAGAGGGAACAUCACAGAAACCAGUGAAAGAAGAAGAAGAAAGCAUGAUCCAUGAGAGGCUUCUUAGGGCUAACACAAGAGAUUAUGGAAGAUAUGAUCCCUCACCAACAUUUUCUAAGCCCCCUUUUAAGCUCAUACCCAAUUAAUUAAUUAAAUUAAAUUAAUAUUUGAAGCCAUAUGAUAUAUAGUGAGUUGUGUAUCAUAAAAUAAGCCACCACUGUUUGUCUUGUAAUAUAUAUUUUACAUGAUAUAUAUUGUAUAAUAUUAAUAUAAUAUAGAUACAGAGUUAACUAUAUCAAAGACUUAGCUUGAUGAACCAUAAUAAUUUUGUAACAUAUAAUAGAUAUAUAUAGACAUUACUACAUGAUGAAGAAGAUUGCUGUAAGAAUAUCACUAAUACUAGAUCUAGUGACCGUUGUAUGUGAGAGCUUGAUUUUAAAAAUUGUUAUGACAUUGUUAAUUAUUUAAAAUUUGAUGUUGAGAUUUGUUAUGUA